Molecule: messenger RNA, 2016 nt
Organism: Hansenula ciferrii
Lineage: Eukaryota; Fungi; Ascomycota; Saccharomycetes; Phaffomycetales; Wickerhamomycetaceae
Gene: NCP1
Product: NADPH--hemoprotein reductase
Exons: 1
Coding region: 1-2016 (671 amino acids)
Cellular component (GO): cytosol
Molecular function (GO): NADPH-hemoprotein reductase activity; flavin adenine dinucleotide binding; FMN binding
Source: RefSeq, a predicted model, not a curated record
AUGGCUCUCGAUACCUUGGACUACUCUGUGCUCGUGGCGCUCGCUUUGGCCAUCGCUGCCUACUUCACCAAAGGUCUUCUUUGGGCGGUUCCUGAUGAUGGGACAAAAGUUACUGCUACUUCAAGAGAUAUCGUACAAACUGUGGAAGAAAACAAUAAACAAUAUUUGGUUAUCUAUGGUUCUCAAACUGGUACCACUGAAGAUUAUGCCAACAAGUUUGCUAAAGAAUUGAAAUCUAAAUUCAAAUUGAACGUUAUGGUUGCUGAUAUUGAAGAUUAUGAUUUUGAUAGAUUAAAUGAAUUACAAGUCCCAAUUUCAAUCUUUGUUGCAACUUAUGGUGAAGGUGAUUUCCCAGAUUCUUCAUUAAAUUUUGAAGAACAUUUAUCUACUUUAGGUGAAGGUGAUUUAGAAAACUUAAACUAUACCUUAUUUGGUCUUGGUAAUACAACUUAUGAAUUUUAUAAUGCUGCUUCUCAAAAAACUCAUAAUUUCUUAAGUGGUGCAGGCGCUACAUUAAUUGGUGAAUUUGGUAAAGGUGAUGAUGGUGCUGGUACUUUAGAUGAAGAUUAUUUGAGUUGGAAAGAAGGUGUCUUGGAUGUCUUGAAAGAUUUCUUAAAAUUAGAUGAACAUGAAGCUAAAUUUGAACCAUCUUUAACUUUAUCAAGAUUAGAUCCUGGUGAAUUCGAUGAAGAUAAAUUAUUCUUGGGUGAACCAGAUCGUUCUUAUUUAGAUGGUAAAACUGAUUUAUCAUUAGGUCCUUUCGAUCAUGCUCAUCCUUAUUUAGCACCAAUUUCUUUCUCAAAAGAAUUAUUCAAUUCAAAAGAUAGAUCAUGUAUUCAUGCUGAAUUUGAUCUUUCUCAAACUAAUUUACGUUAUUCAACUGGUGAUCAUUUAGCUGUUUGGCCAUCAAAUUCAAAUGAAAAAUUAAAAGAAUUCUUAUCAAUCACUAACUUAGAUGAUCAAUUAGAUCAAGUUGUUGAUUUAAAACCUUUAGAUUCAACUGUUGUUAUCCCAUUCCCAACUCCAACUACUGUUGGUGCUAUUUUCCGUCAUUAUAAAGAAAUUGGUGGUCCAGUUUCAAGACAAAUCUUGUCAACAUUAGGUCAAUUUGCUCCAUCUGAAAAAGCUAAAUUAGAAACUGAUAGAUUAAGUAAAGAUAAAGAUGCUUUCGCUUCAGAAAUUCAUUCUAAGAAAUAUGAUUUAGCUCAAGUCUUAUCAUUAUUAUCAAAUGGUAGUAAAUGGGAAAUUCCAUUAGAAUUUUUAAUUGAAUCUUUACCACAUUUACAACCACGUUAUUAUUCAAUUUCUUCAUCUUCAUUAUCUGAAAAAACUACUGUUCAUAUCACUGCUGUUGUUGAAGCUAGUGAAGAAAAAGAUGGUAGAUUAAUCACAGGUGUUGCUACAAACUUGUUACGUAAUAUUGAAAUUGCUCAAAAUAAUGAAUCAUCAAAACCAUGGUUAAAUUAUGAUUUAGAAGGUCCAAGAAAGAAAUUUAGUAAAAAUAAAUUACCAGUUCAUGUUCGUCGUUCAACUUUUAGAUUACCAUCAAAUCCAUCAACUCCAGUUAUUAUGAUUGGUCCAGGUACUGGUGUUGCUCCAUUCAGAGGUUUCAUUAGAGAUCGUGUUAAACAAGCUGAAAACGGUUCCCAAAUUGGUAAGACUGUUUUAUUCUAUGGUUCUCGUAAUUCAACUGAAGAUUUCCUUUAUAAAGAAGAAUGGCCACAAUAUGCUAAAACUCUUGGUGAAUCAUUUGAAUUAAUUACUGCUUUUUCAAGAGAAACUUCUAAAAAAGUUUACGUUCAACAUAAAUUAUUAGAACAAGCUGAUGAAAUUUUAAAAUUAAUUGAUGCUGGUGCUUUCAUUUAUGUUUGUGGUGAUGCUGCUAAAAUGGCUAGAGAUGUUAAUAAUGCUUUAAUCGAAAUCAUUUCAAAAGGUAAAGGUUUAACUGAAGAUCAAGCUCAUGAAAUUAUUAGAAAUUUCAAAACUUUGAAUAAAUAUCAAGAAGAUGUUUGGUAA